AUGGCUUGCCCGCAUCUCGAAUCGAUCGGGCUGACACCCCCCAGUCCUUCUCAGUCUGUCUAUCGUGAAGAUUGCACUCAAUGCUUUGACUCCAUCGAUGAUCCUACCGGCCUUGAUGUUUGUCUGCAGUGCUUCAACGGAGGCUGUGCCGGCGACCGAAACCAUGAUAAGCUUCACUAUGCGCUGACCCAGCACCCUCUUGCACUUAAUAUCCGCCGCUCAAGAAAAGUCGUCGAACGAGACGAACCACCUGCCAAGAUGUCCAAGCUGGCCAUUGCCGCCGAGACAGAGGAGGAUCGAUACGACACAGCACUGGCUGUCAAAUGCCUCGAUUGUAACAUUGAGCUCGACCGAACGAACCCCAAGCUCGCAACCAUGAUCGAUAGCAUUCUCAAGGCCAACACGUUUUCUCGAAAAGAAGAGGUUAAGGCUUGGGAACAGGAGCUGACCAGCUGUGAACAUAUCCUCAUGCUUCAGCAGGCGCCUUCAAAGAAGAUUGAGCAAACCGACCUUAGCCACUGCUAUGCUUGUGAUCUGGCCGAGAACCUUUGGCUGUGUAUAGAGUGUGGUAACCUUGGAUGUGGUCGCAAGCAAAUGGGUGGCGUUGACGGAAACUCGCAUGCUCUUGCCCACGCGAACGAGUCUGGCCAUGGCGUCGCUGUUAAGCUUGGAUCCAUCACCCCUGAAGGUACUGCAGACAUCUAUUGCUAUAAGUGUGAUGACGAACGAGUCGACGACAAGCUUGGCGAGCACUUGAACCACUGGGGCAUUGUGCUUGCCGAGCGCCAAAAGACCGAGAAAAGCUUGACUGAGAUGCAGAUUGAACAGAACCUGAAGUGGGAUUUCAGCAUGACGACUGAAGAUGGAAAGGAGCUCAAGCCUUUGUUCGGACCUGGGCUUACUGGUCUGAAGAACCUCGGAAACAGUUGCUAUCUCGCCAGUAUCAUCCAGUGUCUAUUUGACAUGCCUUCAUUCCAAUCGCGAUACUUCCAACCCGGCGCCGAUCUUCCCAUCGUCCCCGACCCUGCUUCCGAUCUCGAGACCCAGCUGCGAAAGGUGGCAGACGGACUUUUGUCUGGACGGUACUCCAAGCCCGAUGUUGACGUGGCUGGGGAGGGUAUUACACACCAGAAGGGGCUGGCACCUGCCAUGCUCAAGCAUCUCAUUGGUCGAGGACACGAAGAAUUCUCUACUAUGCGACAGCAAGACGCCCUUGAGUUUCUCCAACAUUUGUUCAAGCUCAUCACUCGAUCUUCUCACCCGGAUGGAAAGGAUCCUACACAACCCUUCCGCUUCAUACUCGAGCAGAGACUUCAAUGCCUUGGUUGCCACAAGGUGAGGUACAGUAGCAACGAGCAGGACAACAUCUUCAUUGAUGUACCCCUGGAAAAGCUUCCUCGCGAGGAAGGAUCGGAUGGCCCAGAUGCUUACAAGCCCGUGUCACUGACAGAGUGCCUUGACAUUCUUACGGGAGCCGAGAAGGUUGAUUUGACCUGCUCAGCUUGUGGAAGCAAGGAUGGCUUCACGAAGCAAUCACUGUUCAAGACAUUCCCCGAUACCUUGGUUGUAAACGCGCGAAAGAUGACUGUUGUCAACUGGGUUCCAAUCAAGGUCGACGUUCCUGUCCUCGUGCCCGACGAGCCUUUCAACUUGGACGCCUAUCUUUCCAAGGGAUUGCAGCCUGGAGAGGAGCAGCUUCCCGACGAGCCGGAGGCCAAAGCACCUGCUUUUGAGCCCGAGUCUAACGCCCUGGCUCAACUAGAAGCCAUGGGAUUCCCUUAUAACCGCUGCGCACGCGCCCUUCAUGCCACUGGCAAUUCCGACGCCAAUGCCGCGAUGGAAUGGUUGUUUGGUCAUAUGGAGGAUCCGGAUAUCGAUGCGCCUCUCGACCUAAGCGCUCAAACUGGAGGUGGCGACACCGCAGAUCCUGAAAAGGUCGAAAUGCUUGGAGCCAUGGGCUUUAGUGCUCCUCAAGCCAAGAAGGCCCUGAAGGAGACCAACGGCGACAUUGAGCGAGCUGCAGAUUGGCUUUUCAACCACCCCGAUGACCAGGGUAUCACGGAUGGUGAUGCACCUGCUGAAGGGGCUGCUCCUGCGGCAAAGGAACCAGCUGGAAGCGCUGAUCUGCCAGCUAGCUUCCAGUUGAAAUCCAUUGUAUGCCACAAAGGUACAAGUAUUCAUGCUGGACAUUACGUUGCCUUUAUUCGUAAGGCUUUGGGAGACGCCAAUGUCCCAACAUGGGUCCUCUUCAACGACGAGAAGGUCGUUGAAGCACAUGAUGUUGACGAGAUGCGCAAGUUUGCAUAUGUGUACUUUUUCAAGCGAGUCUAA
Fusarium coffeatum is the source of this 2331-nucleotide messenger RNA. RefSeq lists its product as uncharacterized. Gene Ontology annotation, molecular function: cysteine-type endopeptidase activity; zinc ion binding; protein binding. Gene Ontology annotation, cellular component: nucleus; cytosol. The coding region runs from base 1 to 2331 and encodes 776 amino acids. The transcript is spliced from 4 exons. The record is from RefSeq and is a predicted model, not a curated record. NCBI's taxonomy places the organism in Eukaryota, Fungi, Ascomycota, Sordariomycetes, Hypocreales, Nectriaceae. Gene Ontology annotation, biological process: protein deubiquitination.